AUGAGGGGAGAAGCUUUUCGGCGCCAUUUCCGCACGACGAAGAGCGCCCUCUGGCUGCUUUGCAGUGAGCUUGCCCACUUCCUGGUGCCGCUGACCGCGGGGGGCCUGAGCGUCGAGGACCAAGUCCUCUGUGCCCUCAGGUUCUUUGCAACUGGCAGCUUCCAGUCGUCAGUCGGCAGUGAGGCGACCAUCGACAUGUCCCAGCCGUCUGUAAGCCGCUGCAUUGCAAAAGUCGCGCGGGCCAUUGUUCAGGUUGGGAAGGAGAAAGGAUGGGUGGCCUUCCCACGCACCGCCAGCGAGCGAGCUGCAAUUAAGCAAGGGUUCUUGCAGCGCGGCAGGCUCGGCGGCGUGAUUGGGUGCGUGGAUGGCACGUUCAUCGCCAUCGUCGCCCCGAACCUGCCUCCUGCGCAGAAGGCAACGUAUUGGUACCGGAAGGGCUAUUACGCCCUCAAUGCAAUGGUGACACCUGCCGCCGCCCCCUUCUGCCCGAGCAGUGAAUUGCAGCAUGUCACCACGAGCAGCCUCGGGAAUCACGACUCUGUGACCCCAGUAAAUGAGACCUUUGUAAACGGUUAG
Dermacentor andersoni is the source of this 576-nucleotide messenger RNA. Its product is annotated as putative nuclease HARBI1. The record is from RefSeq and is a predicted model, not a curated record. Lineage: Eukaryota; Metazoa; Arthropoda; Arachnida; Ixodida; Ixodidae.